UACACUUGUCGAGAAUACGGCUGACUCUGUUGAAGCUCAAAUUUUGUUUAUUCCAAUUUAAGUAAAAGCGGUUUUGUAUUUCAAAAAUAAUUGGCUAAAUAUGAGUUUCAAAAAAUUGGAUUUUUUCUAUACACUUGACUCGUAAAACGAUCGUUAGUUCUCAAACAUCAGAAGGAAAGUCGCAACUUAAAUGAAUUGCGAAUGCGAAUUUCUCGACCCGCGGCUACAGACUGUUUUAUCAUGAACUUUUUACGCGCGUUUACCAAUAGAUUCGUUUCUAUAAUCGAAAUCGAGGGCAAGAAAUCAAAUGGAGCGAAAUCUUAUAGGCAAGGAAAAAGGAAUAAAAACGGAAAGACGGAGUACGAUCGAUCGAUCGAACAAAGUUCCAAUCGCGAUUGCUUUCGAGCCCAUCUGUCUCACCGAACAAUCGAUAGAUCAGAUCGGUGAAUGAUAGAAAUUUCGGAGAACCAUGACAGUUUGUUACAAUGUUGAUUGUAACAAACGCUACGUCAGGAAAUAACAGAAACAGGAAAGCGCGAUACAUCGAGGCACGAGGCUAUCGUACGCAAAGCGCGACAAAGAUAGAAUGAACGGCAAAUAGAUAGGAAGUUUGAAAGGCAGAAACAGAUAGAGGAAGCGAGAAGUGGGGGAACCGAUGAGCCAAGAAGGGGUGAAAGAGGAGGAAGGAAAUCGGUAGAGAGCGAUCUUGAAGCAGAAAGUGGGGGAGGGAAUGGAGAAGGAUAGCGUGGAAAAGAGCAAGAGGAAAAGAGAGGAAGAGCCGAGGAGAAACUGAUCGAGAGUUAAGCUAUCUGGUAAAACAAACGGACGAGGCUGGACAGUGGGUUUUCUACUAAAAGACGGGAUGAAGUGGCAAACGGUUUGCGUUGUUCGUACAACUAGUGACGCGCGCACGGACUAUUCACGUAUCUCUGAUCGGCCGAGGACUUAAUACACUUGGCCACUUUCGGUUGUAUGUUCGCGUCGCGUCCGUUUUUUGUUGCCCCGGGUCGGCUCACCUGGCCUCGCUACGCCACGAGUUGCAUCGCUUCGUAUAGCACCUAUCGGUUCGGUUUGACCAUCGCGCCGCGCCGCGCCGCGUCGCGACGUCGCGUCUUCGUUUUCUCUCCCUUUUGCUUUUCUUUAACAUAUUUUUGAUCGAUCUACCGAACGGUGAAUUGAUUUGGUUGUUCAUUGCACUCACGAUCAGCGCUGCUGUCUACCGCACGCUCGCACGCACACGCACACACACACAUACACGCAGUCCUCCGCAGCACGAGGAUCAUGGACGAGGAAAGGAUCAAGCUUUAUCUUCCGCGUGAACGAAAACAAGGAGAGAGGAAAACUUUACGGGCCAGAAGAUCAUUCGAAGACAAGGCUGUAUACGGAUAUGGGACGAGCAUUCCACCGAAUAACAAUGAGAUGGAUGAGAACGAGGAGACCUCGUCGAGGAAGGUGAUCUUUUGCGUGCACGGCAAGCUUUCUGGUUGUUGUACGGUUGUGAAGGGCGGUGCUACAUCGGUCGAUGAAACUACCGAAACAGCCGCAACUGCAAUUACUGCCACCGCUACCGGCAUCAGCGGAGCCGAUUUCCAACAAACUCCUUCCACUGUGCCGGGAGACCAUUGUCACAGGGAAAGAGACGAAGAGAUCGAUAAAAAGGCAAGAAAGAAAUUACUGCUUGCUAGUACGCUAUGCGUAAUUUUUAUGAUAGCAGAAAUCGUAGGUGGAGUACUAUCAAAUAGUUUGGCGAUCGCAACAGAUGCUGCGCAUCUAUUAACCGAUUUUGCAUCGUUUAUGAUCUCUUUAUUCUCGAUAUGGGUAGCUAGUAGACCGGCGACGAAAAAAAUGCCUUUUGGAUGGUAUCGAGCGGAAGUGAUAGGAGCCUUGACGUCGGUUUUACUAAUAUGGGUAGUUACUGGAAUUCUUUUUUAUCUGGCAGUCGAGAGAAUAAUUCACAAAAGUUUCCAACUAGAUACCACCGUCAUGUUGAUUACCUCUGGCGUUGGCGUUGCGGUAAAUCUAGUAAUGGGUUUAUCGCUGCAUGAGCAUGGUCAUAGUCACGGACACGGUUCAGACAAGCCAAAUCGACAUAUAGACAGCGAGAGACUCGAUGAGGAAAAUCUGUCCCACAAGAGGAAAAAUAUCAACGUUCGAGCUGCUUUUAUUCACGUUUUAGGAGACUUCAUACAAAGCAUAGGGGUUUUCGUUGCAGCAUUGGUUAUUUAUUUCAAGCCAAGCUGGAGCAUAGUCGAUCCAAUUUGCACUUUCCUCUUUUCACUGUUGGUGAUAUUAACCACGGUUGCAAUAAUCAAAGACGUGAUGAACGUUUUAAUGGAAGGAAUUCCAAAAGGAUUUGAAUAUUCCCAAGUGGAGAGUACAUUUAUGCAAAUCGAAGGUGUGAUGAAGGUGCACAAUCUUCGUAUCUGGGCGCUUUCGCUGGAUAAAACCGCAUUAUCCGCGCAUCUUGCAAUAAAACCAGGUGCGAGUCCUCACAAUAUACUGCGUACUGCUACUAGAAAUAUUCACGAUAAGUACAAAUUUUUCGAAAUGACGCUUCAAAUAGAAGAAUUUGAUGAACGAAUGGAAAAUUGUAAACAAUGCAAGGCAUUAUCGCAAUAGUUGUAAAUUUUUUGAGUUACGCAUACUUUUGAGCUACCCUUCAGUCUUUAUACACAUGAAGUUGGAUCAUAAGAGAUUCGUACCAUUUGUAAAUAGCUCAAUUUAUGAAAAACGGAAGCAACCUGUUGUUUCAAGUAUACAUUCUACUGCGAUUAAAAAAUCUAUAGGGAAGAUAUUUCAACCUCGCAAAGGAUGUCAAUUACUUAUAAAUAUUGUAAUCGAUACAACUAUUUUUUCACCUAUUAGUGGAACAAUUAUUUACUGUCUCUCUCUCCCCCCUUCUCUCUCUCUCUCUAUUUUCUUAAUAUAGAAAUUAUGUUUAUUUAUUUUAAAUAUGACUUUUAACGACGUACUCAACUUAUGUAAUCAUAUAAUCAUGAAAGAGAAUGUAUUUACAUUUAAACUCGCUUCGAAACUGGUAAACAAAGAAUAAUCGUAUAAACAUAUGUUAAUAAAACUAAAAUGAGAGAGAAAAAAGAAUAGAUUAAAAGAAGA
Molecule: messenger RNA, 3114 nt
Organism: Bombus pyrosoma
Lineage: Eukaryota; Metazoa; Arthropoda; Insecta; Hymenoptera; Apidae
Product: zinc transporter 2-like
Exons: 9
Coding region: 1282-2619 (445 amino acids)
Biological process (GO): zinc ion transmembrane transport; response to zinc ion
Cellular component (GO): plasma membrane
Molecular function (GO): zinc ion transmembrane transporter activity
Source: RefSeq, a predicted model, not a curated record